AAAAAAAAAAAAAAAAGUGGGAAAAUAUAUAAAAUCCUCGCAAAACCCAGUUAUUCUCAAAACCUCUCUCUCUAAAAAUGGAGAAAGGGGGAAGAACAGUUGCAAGAAUUUAUCUGCUAUGUCUCUUGAACAGUUCGUCUCCACCAUGGCCCCUCUACUCGAUCUCGAAAGCUUCCAUGACUUCGGGGGCAACAAGGACUUUGGAUGCUGCUCUGAAGAAAGGCUCCACCAUUCUUAAUUUGAAGUGUGUGGAUGCUCAGACAGGAUUAAUGGGAAAAUCUCUUCUCGAGUUUCAGUCUACUAAAGGUGAUGUUCUUCCUGCCCACAAGUUUGGGAUUCAUGAUGUUGUUGUUUUAAAGGCAAACAAAGCUAAUCUAGGGUCACCUCCACUGGGUCAAGGUGUGGUUUAUCGUCUGAAGUACUCAUCAAUCACUGUUGCUUUUGAUGAUAUCUCGGAGGAGGGUUUAAACAGCCCUUUACGUCUUGAGAAAGUGGCCAAUGAGGUGACAUACCGUAGGAUGAAGGAUACAUUGAUUCAACUAAGUAAAGGAGUGCUGAGGGGACCUGCUGCCGACUUAGUUCCUGUGUUAUUUGGAGAGCGACCGCCAACAGUGUCAAAGAAGGAUGUUACUUUCUCACUAUUUAACACCAACCUUGAUCACUCUCAGGUCCUUAAGCUUUUAUUAUCUAGUAAAUCUUACUCGUAUAAUAGCUUCUCAGCUUGUAGAACCGAAAAUAAUGAGACAACAACACAUCCACGGAACCGAGUCCGGAAUACAAUAAAUAGAGGAAAAACCAGGAUCGCUAUAUAUUCAUUGAUCUACAGUAAUUUUAUGAUUAUCACAGUACGAUCUUUUUUUCAACUUUGUCCUAAUGGAUUUGUGCAGGCUUUGAAUGGGAAGCUUUUGAAGACAAAAGAUAAAAAUUCAAGGAGGGACAUAAGGAGGGAGCUAAAGACUCUUUCUAAAGAAGAGCGUGAAAGGCAAGUGCUAGCCGUUGCAGAUGUAAUCAAAAGUUCUGAUGUGGUGUUGACGACAUUGACUGGUGCGUUGUCCCGAAAGUUGGAGGGUACUUCAUUUGAUUUGGUGAUUAUUGAUGAAGCUGCUCAGGCACUUGAGAUAGCAUGUUGGAUAGCCCUACUAAAGGGUUCAAGAUGUAUACUUGCAGGAGACCACCUCCAGCUUCCUCCAACCAUUCAGAGCGUAGAAGCCGAGAAGAAGGGUUUAGGGAGAACCCUCUUUGAACGCCUUGCAGACUUGUAUGGUGAUGAAGUCACGUCUAUGCUCACUGUCCAAUACCGCAUGCAUGAGCUCAUAAUGACUUGGUCAUCUAAAGAGCUUUACAACAGUAAGAUCGAAGCUCAUCCAUGUGUUGCUGCACACAUGCUGUAUGACCUUGAGGGGGUAAAGAAGUCUUCUUCAACCGAACCAACUCUAAUUCUCAUAGACAUAGCUGGAUGUGACAUGGAGGAAAAGAAAGAUGAAGAAGACAGCACAAUGAAUGAGGGCGAAGCCGAGGUUGCCAUUACCCAUGCAAAGAGACUUGUUCAGAGUGGAGUCCAAGCUUCUGAUAUCGGAAUCAUUUCCCCUUAUGCAGCACAGGUUGUCUUACUGAAGAUGAUGAGAAGCAAUGAAGACAAGCUAAAAGAUAUGGAGAUAUCAACAGUUGAUGGCUUUCAAGGCCGAGAAAAGGAAGCUAUUAUCAUUUCAAUGGUCCGAUCAAACUCAAAGAAAGAGGUGGGCUUUCUGAGCGAUCGCAGGCGAAUGAAUGUUGCGGUGACACGAGCAAGGAGGCAGUGUUGUCUUGUUUGUGACACUGAAACCGUGACUGGCGAUGGAUUCUUGAAGCGUUUGAUUGAGUAUUUUGAGGAGCAAGGUGAGUACUUGAGUGCUUCGGAGUAUGGAAAUGAAUAAACAAUAAUGGAAGAAGGAUAUUUCCUUCUUUGCCAAAUGUCACUUGGUCCUAGAUUACAAACACUGAAAUUUAUUCAGAAAACACAGAAUGCAGUACUUUGCAUUCAACCUUGUGACGAGUCGGCUUAAUCCAACAUGAAGGCAAUCUGAUGUGAAGAAUUUCUGUGUUUCUAACAUUUCCAAAACCAUUUAUUUAUUUUGGAUUGGACGUCAAUGGAUUUGUCAAAGAAAAGUUCUGAAAUUUGUAAAAAGGGAAGGAAACUAUUGUCGUUUAUCAUUUU
Molecule: messenger RNA, 2194 nt
Organism: Camellia sinensis
Lineage: Eukaryota; Viridiplantae; Streptophyta; Magnoliopsida; Ericales; Theaceae
Source: RefSeq, a predicted model, not a curated record